UGAUUGACGCCGAGGCCCAACCAGGGAGAGGCGGGGCCAAGGCCGGGGCCUGACUAAACCUGGAGACUCGGGUCGCCAGGGGCUUCAUCCCCGCUGAGGAGAGCACAGCCACUGGGAGCCGCGGAUCACACAGCCCCUUAGGGUAUUUAGAACUUCAGCUGUUAAAAUGGGCAGAAUUUUCCUUGACCAUAUCGGUGGUACCCGUCUGUUUUCUUGUGCAAACUGCGAUACGAUCUUGACCAACCGCUCAGAACUCAUCUCCACUCGUUUCACAGGCGCCACUGGCCGAGCAUUUCUUUUUAACAAGGUGGUUAACCUGCAAUACAGUGAAGUUCAAGACCGGGUCAUGCUCACUGGCCGCCACAUGGUUCGAGAUGUGAGCUGCAAAAACUGCAAUAGCAAACUGGGAUGGAUCUAUGAGUUUGCCACUGAAGACAGCCAGCGUUAUAAGGAAGGCCGUGUGAUCCUGGAACGCGCUCUAGUCCGAGAGAGUGAGGGCUUUGAGGAGCAUGUACCGUCUGAUAACUCUUGAAGAAAGAGAUAAAUACCAUCUAUUCCCAGGUCUCCUUCACUGAAAACAAAAUCUACUUACAUACACUGUCACCUUAGCAUCAGAGUCGGAUUCAUGAACUGCAGAACAAGAGGUUGUGAGAAUCUAAGAUGGAACCUUUCUUUCUUCUUCUUCUUCUUCUUUUUUUUUUUUUUUUAAUUUUCCAUCCAACAGCAGUGUGUAGAGAGAAUAUUAUGCAGGUGCCGUUAAUUUUGUUUUCCUAUGUUUACAUCUUAAGACAGAAUAGUCUAUCUGCAGCUACAUAGUGGGCUAAGUGAGGAAAAAAAUCUGGGCUAUUUGAGUGAAAAACAGUGUGUUUUAUGUAAAUUUUGAAAGGACAAUAUGUCAAGAGCAUGGUUUUUAAACUUUCAGGCUUCAUUUAAAACCUUUUUUAAAACCCAGUUAUUUCACCUGAUUUGCUAGCUUCAGAGAAGAGAUCCGAAUUUGUGACCAGCGCUAAAGGUCCAGUGUUAGCAUGGCUUGUGCUGGCCAUUGUGCCAUAUUCUUGUUGGAGAUGAACCGUAGCACCAGAGCCCAUUCUUCUUUGUCAGUCUUGACCCAAAGAUGUCACCCUUCCUAGUUAUUUGUCACCACAUAAUUGGUAUUGAGUGGAAAGUUUUCCUGAAAUGGGGCAGAACUGCUUGGUUGUCUUUUUCCAUGUAACUUAAGCAUAGUAAUAUAAAUAAAGUGAUAGUUGGAUGUUUUUGGUCCUGUGUCUGCUUUUAAAAUUACGUUUUAGAAGAAAGGAGUACUUGUAAUAAGUAAUUGUCAUAGUAGUAAGUGUUUCUUUUCAUUUCUAAAUGAAAUUGACUAUGUAUAAGAUAUUAUUCUUUGUUUAAAUUAAAGCACACUUUUUAAACCCACAGUGCUGCAUUUAGAAAAGAGCUGAACAGACUGUCAAGUGUGCAUUCAUGCAGAAAGCGUUUAAUCUGCAUCUGUUUCAAAAGAAGGGAGAAAUGAAGCAGCUUAUCUAAAAACACUGCUUUGUAAAAACAUUUAAGCCUUUUCCUCUCAGUUUUGCCAUUUUGACAAGUCUGUAGAACUUAAUAGUUUCAUCAAAAGACUAAAUCUCUGUCAUUAGCAUCAUUUUUUUUCAGAUCUUUUCUUAGACAUUCAGCUAUUGAAACUCAAGUAGAAAAGGAUGAAGUAUACAUUUUAACCCAAAAUUUAUGACAUUAAAAAGCAUUAAAAUGUGUUUCUUUAUCCAGACUACUUCUAGAUAUUCUAGUGUUUGCUUCUGGCAGAAUAAAUGACAUCAAAAUUGCCUAAUUAUUUAAAUAAAUAAAUGGAUGUUUGAGCGCUCAAUUUCUAGUUCUUUUAUCUAGAAAAAAAAUUUGCCUCAAUUAGUGAAUCUUCCUGUUUUUGAUAUUAGAAAUGACUUCUGAGUACAGUUAAGUUUUGUUUUUUUUUUUUUGCCUUUGGGCUCCUGCUUAGAGGCACAGGUCUCUGAUUAAGUAGGUAUAAUACUGCAUUUGAGAUAAGGGGACACAAAUUUUCCUUUCACCUCUGAGUACAUCUUCAAGCCUUAACAAAGGGCGUUCAUUCCCUUUCAUUUGCGUACCAGCCUUUGGUUAUAUGCAGGUUCCUAGUAGCAUGCCUUAUCUACGGCACUGUGUGCAUUUGCUGUCCAAUAAAGUAUAUUUUGUCUUGCA
Messenger RNA from Trichechus manatus latirostris (Florida manatee), 2202 nucleotides. It is a transcript of the gene YPEL5, whose product is annotated as yippee like 5. The transcript is spliced from 3 exons. Bases 167 to 532 code for a protein of 121 amino acids. Gene Ontology annotation, cellular component: ubiquitin ligase complex. Lineage: Eukaryota; Metazoa; Chordata; Mammalia; Sirenia; Trichechidae. The record is from RefSeq and is a predicted model, not a curated record.